Molecule: messenger RNA, 600 nt
Organism: Eremothecium sinecaudum
Lineage: Eukaryota; Fungi; Ascomycota; Saccharomycetes; Saccharomycetales; Saccharomycetaceae
Gene: PRE1
Product: proteasome core particle subunit beta 4
Exons: 1
Coding region: 1-600 (199 amino acids)
Biological process (GO): proteasomal protein catabolic process
Cellular component (GO): proteasome core complex, beta-subunit complex; proteasome core complex; cytosol
Molecular function (GO): peptidase activity
Source: RefSeq, a predicted model, not a curated record
AUGGAUAUUAUUCUCGGUAUUAGGGUACAAGACUCUGUGAUUUUAGCAUCUUCGAAGGCAGUAACUAAAGGUAUAAGUGUUAUAAAAGCAACAGAUGAUAAAGCACUUCAAUUAUCUCCACACUGCUUGCUAUCAUUUAGUGGCGAGUCUGGUGACUCAGUGCAAUUUGCUGAAUAUAUUCAGGCAAACAUGCAGCUAUAUAUCAUAAGAGAAAACUAUGAAUUAUCACCGCAGGCGCAAGCAAGUUUUGUCAGAAAUGAACUGGCUAAGUCAUUAAGGUCUAGAAAACCAUUCCAAGUGAAUGUAUUGGUUGGUGGUUAUGAUUUAAGAAAAGAGAAGCCUGAACUGUAUCAAAUUGACUAUUUAGGAGUGAAAGUUGAAUUGCCAUAUGCUGCACAUGGUUACGCUGGAUUUUAUACCUUUUCGCUUUUGGAUCACCACUAUAGGCCAGACAUGACUACUGAAGAAGGUCUGGAUUUGUUGAAGCUUUGUGUCGAAGAAUUGGAACGCAGAAUGCCAAUCGAUUUCAAAGGUGUAAUGGUUAAGGUUGUUGAUAAGAAUGGAGUUAGAGUAAUUGACGACUUUCCAUCAGGAGCUUAA